CUAGAUGCAAGCACAGCGAUGAGGUCAUGCAAAAAUGUGAUUCAGAGACUUGAUAUUCUCCGAAAACGCUGGUAUCGAGUUGGGUAGAAAUCCAGUCCAGCAAAAGGAACAUUUGGAACAAAGCUCCGUUUUAUAUCACCUCAAGCGAACAAGAAGAACUUUUAUCCCUAAUCAUGAGCACAGCGGCUGUCUACAUCCCAGACCAACAACCUCCGUCUGUAACGGCCUGGAAAGCAGGAAAUGCCACGGCGAUUACCGUGAACAACUCGGGUCGGGAGCCUGCAGUCCAAACAUGGAGGGACGGUCAGCCCGUCGAGACUACUUUCAACCCGGAGCGAAUUCAACCGCAAUAUCAAGCCCAAGAUGAACUUGACCGUCUCAGAAACUAUUCUACCCGGCUUAACUUGACAAACUCUGGUGGCUUUAAUCCAGACCAAUCUAACAAACCACCCAAUGUGGCCGCUACGUCUGUUGCUACAAAUGAGUCUGCGCAAAACUCUGUGAACCCCAAGAGCACCACAUCCCAGCAGGGGUUGGGCUCAUCUGAAGAGAAAGGCCAUGAACCUCGUGAGGGUGCAACCUACACUGAAGUCAAAGGUGACCCUCAGACUCACACGGUCACACUGAGCACCACUACUUACCGGCCUGCCGGCGGCCAUCUCAUCGAAGCUGUCGACACUUACACUUAUCGUCGUCCGGAAACAACCAACGGAGAGUAUGGCAAUUUCCCUCGUCGGACGCACUUCGAGCAUGAAGUUGAUGAGCGGGGGAGUGAAGUCUUUGCUAAUGGAGGCAAAAUUGUGAAGAAUGGAGACAGGGUCGUCCCGCUGGGAGGACCUGGCUCAGCCGAAGAGCGACCUGGGUUGGCGAGGCAUGGCAAUGCCCUUUGAUGACAGAUUGUCAUCACUGGCGAUUAAAAUGUAAAGAGAACGACGGGCUGUAAACGGAUGAAAUGCUUGUAGGCAGCACAUAUCUUCAACAUGCUUUUUGUGCAUUAAUAUCUCCCAAAUCAU
This is a messenger RNA of Spizellomyces punctatus DAOM BR117, 1013 nucleotides long. RefSeq lists its product as uncharacterized. The coding region runs from base 174 to 890 and encodes 238 amino acids. NCBI's taxonomy places the organism in Eukaryota, Fungi, Chytridiomycota, Chytridiomycetes, Spizellomycetales, Spizellomycetaceae. The transcript has a single exon. The record is from RefSeq and is a predicted model, not a curated record.